UUUGCCGACGACGCGGCUGUUGUUAGCGGCCAAGAAAAAGAAAACCAAAUGCUCCUUAAUCGCUUUACAAUCUGGUGUCAGUGGGCUCAAAUGAUAAUACGUGUAGACAAAUGUUCAACAUUUGGCAUUAGGAAACAAGUAACCAAAUCCAUUCAAUAUCUCCCAAAACUAUUUAUAAAUAACUGUCUUGUACCUCGUGUUGAACUUGGUAAAUCGUUUCGCUACUUAGGUCGCUAUUUUGAUUUCAACAUGUCCGACGAAGAUCACAAAUCUGAGGUAUAUGACACACUUACUAAUAUCCUGAAUGAAAUUGAUGAUCUACCAUUACAUCCGAAAAACAAAAUUCUCUUAUACAGUCGUUAUGUGCUUUCCAAAAUCUCUUGGCACUUCACUGUUUCUGACAUAGGCAAAACCUGGGUUAACGAUAAACUAGAUAGUAUCGCGUCCAGGUAUAUCCGAAAAUGGCUUGAACUUCCUAUUUCUGCAACCCUUAGUAACGUCCUACUUCCCCACAAUAAAUUUGGAUUAAAUAUCAUUCUACCUUCAACCAAAUUCCUUCAAUGCCAAACUGUUUCUCGGAAAGCUCUAAAGUCGUCGCCAAAUGAAGCGAUCAAUAACCUUUGGAAGGAUACUAGCAAUCACAAAAAUGUACAAUAUGACAAAUACAAAAACACCAAGGACGUAUUAAACACCAUCAGGGAACAACAUGAAGACAAGCUUCAACACCACCUCAUUUCACAAGGCUCAUUUUUCUCCAAUAUCAUUAACCAUUCUACACUCUCAUUCAACUCUAUAUGGUCCUCCGUUCAGAGUAGACUUCCCAAGAAUAUAUUUAACUUCACUAUCCGGUAUAUAAAUAACACUCUUCCGACUCGCAAAAACCUUCUGAAAUGGGGAAUAUCACCAACAUCCGAAUGUUCGUUUUGUUUGAAUCCAGAAUCACUUCUUCACGUCGUCGCUGGAUGCAAGACCUACCUAAAUGAAGGACGUUUCACGUAG
Paramuricea clavata is the source of this 999-nucleotide messenger RNA. The record is from the annotation of a GenBank genome assembly. Lineage: Eukaryota; Metazoa; Cnidaria; Anthozoa; Malacalcyonacea; Plexauridae.